This is a messenger RNA of Hippoglossus stenolepis (Pacific halibut), 3489 nucleotides long. RefSeq lists its product as uncharacterized. The transcript is spliced from 20 exons. Gene Ontology annotation, molecular function: transmembrane signaling receptor activity. Gene Ontology annotation, biological process: cell surface receptor signaling pathway. Lineage: Eukaryota; Metazoa; Chordata; Actinopteri; Pleuronectiformes; Pleuronectidae. The record is from RefSeq and is a predicted model, not a curated record. The coding region runs from base 99 to 2969 and encodes 956 amino acids.
UGCACGAACACCUCCCUCUCUCAUAUUGAUAAGAGAUGUGUUCCUCUGAUUCUCUACCUGUCUUGAAGUGUGUUUGAGUGGCGCUGCUGGAUGGGACCAUGGGGCACUCUGUGCUCGGUGUGCUGUCGUUAUUCUUGCUGAAUACACUCCUCUCCUGUGGACACACUGAAUUGUCCAACAGAAGCUUUGUCGUGCUGCAACACAACUGGACUCAGAUAUUCAGCGGUGAGACGAUCUCUGUCAGGUGUGAGAUCCAGGGAGGAGGAGACACCCAGUGGGAAUAUGAAUGGAGGACAACAAGCUCCCACCAACCAGUCACUGGUCCAAACACAGCUCCCACACACAGUGAAUACAGGCUGGGCACUGCCUCUGUUUUCCACAGUGGAGAGUACUGGUGUAAGGCCAGAGCGGACUUGUAUUCCUCAACAGAGUGGAGUGACGCCUUCCAGCUGAGAGUAACACCCAAUAAACCCAGGCCCAGGCUGACUGCCCAUAACACAACCAUCACAGGAAAGGGAAGCGCAGCACUGAUCUGCUCUGUGGAUAACGCCGCUGAGUGGAGAUACGACUGGUUCAGAAGAACCUCAGCCUCCUCUGCAGCUCAGAUCCUAAGAUAUAAUGAAACAGAUGAUGAAAUCAGCAUCUCAGAGGAAGGCAUCUACAACUGCAGAGGAAGGAGAGGAGACACAACUGUCUUCACAGAGGACAGCAACCUAGUCACAAUAGAGAACAGAGUUUCCCACAAGGCGUCUGUGGCCCUGCAGCCUGACUGGUCUCUGAUAUUCAGCGGUGAGAUGAUCACUGUCCGGUGUGAGGUCCCUGCAGAUGGACUGACUGAGUGGGAGUAUGAAUGGACCAAACCCAACUCAAAUACGGUUCCAACACACAAUGGAUACAGGAUUGUGAAAGCAUCCUCGUCCGACAGUGGAAGCUACAGGUGUUUGGCUAAAGACAAGAAGAACUUGACUUCCACAACUGAGUGGAGCGAUGUCGUCACAUUGACAGUUUCUGAAAGACCAGCAGCUAACCUGCGUGCUGACCACAGAGCCUUUCCAGUAGGGGGCAGUGUGCUCCUGACCUGCUCCGUGGGACCUUCAUCACCUGGCUGGAAUUAUUAUUGGUACAGAGGUGAGAAAACCUCGGAGCCUCUGACGGAUGAGGAUUUCAAGUCAGAUGGACAAAGUGCUAGUGCCUCACGUGAAGGACAGUACUGGUGCAGAGGAGGAAGAGGAGAUCCAGUUUACUACACCGAGUACAGUCACUCAGUCAGGAUUCAUAAAAUUGUCCACAACAGAGCUGCUGUGACUCUUCAACCCAACUGGCCGAACAGAUACAGAGGAGAAACCGUCACACUGAGGUGUGAGAUCCAGGGAGGAGACUCUGAGUGGGAGUAUGAAUGGACAGCAACCAGCUCACAUGCACCUCCCAACACAAAGGAAUUCAGGAUCAGUGUGGGGUCACAUGUGAGCGGCAGUUACUGGUGUCAGGGCCGACUGAAAGGUGCACGGCAGAAUUCAACAGGAUGGAGUGUUCCCCUCACGUUGGACCUGUCUAAUGCGACUGCACCACGACCUGUCGUCACUGUGUCUCCGUCAUGGCUGACUCCUGGAGCCUCAGUGACUCUCACCUGUGGGGUUCCACAUCCGGCUGCAGGAUGGAGGUUCUACUGGUACAGAGUUUACCUGAGUAGUUUGAAUCAAGUCCCCAGAUGUCCACAGUCAUUUCCAUAUAGGAUGAGUCCUGUGCACAUUCGUGACAAGUACAGUUAUGAGCUGCUCCCAGGAAGCAACGGAGGGACUGAACAAAACUCCUCCGUCAUCAGAGGCCAGACGGAGUCAGCAGGUUAUGCAUGUCGAGCUGGAAGAGGAGACCCCGUGUUUUACACUGAGUUCAGUGAUCCAAAGUGGGUCUGGUCUGGAGAUUCCUAUUCGUCAGAGUCUCUCACUGUGAGUCCGGACUCAGUGCAGCACAACUAUCUUCACAGGAUCCAUCUGACCUGCGAGGGAAACUCUGAUAAGUGGAGAUUGUUGAUGUUUACUAGAGACCAAGUACGAUUGUCAGAGUGCAGCCGUCAGGAGACAAUCCCAAAGAUCACAUGGCCCAUGGAUAAUCUUCGUCCUGGAGUUUACUGCUGUGAAUCUGGAUCAGAGCUCAGCAACGCAGUCAACAUCACUAGAGUUCGAGGUCCUGUUAUCCUGGAGAGCCCUGCCCGUCCUGUGACUGGGGGACAGUCCGUUACUCUCAGCUGCUCAUGGUUCGGAGAAAACCUCUAUUCCAACUUCUCUUUCUACAAAAAUGGUGAACUCCUCCGAAGGGAUGUCAGAGGGAAACUGGAAAUCUCAGCUGUGUCAAAGUCAGAUGAAGGUUUCUACAAGUGUGAACGUUCAGGAGUCUUCUCACCGGAGAGUUGGAUGUCAGUAAAAUCACCUCCCUCUGCGUCUCCUGUGGCGCUGGUCAUUGGGCUGGUUGGUGGCAUCACACUGAUUCUCUCGCUGCUGCUGUUGUGUUGGUACAGGAAUUCAAAGAAUCUGUGUUGUGACAGGCUCAGCCAGUCUCUGAGAACCAAUCAGAGCUCAGACCCACCUGUCCACCACGAUGAAAACCAACUGCAAGUGUACUCGUCUCUUCUCCACGGUGACAACUGCAUCUAUGAAUCAAUCAGACGAGACACGGAGGAAGGAACCCGAGGUGAUCCAGAGGAGACGUCUGACUACGUUAAUGAAAAUCCACAUUCAGCUUCAGAUCUGUGUUGUGACAGGCUCAGCCAGUCUCUGAGAACCAAUCAGAGCUCAGACCCAACUGUCCACCAUGAUGAAAACCAACUGCAAGUGUCCUCGUCUCUUCUCCACGGUGACAACUGCAUCUAUGAAUCAAUCAGAGGAGACACGGAGGAAGGAACCCGAGGUGAUCCAGAGGAGAGGUCUGACUACGUUAAUGAAAAUCCACAUUCAGCUUCAGGAGCACUAUGAAUGGUGCAUCCUCCAGAAAACAAGAACAUGAAAACCAACAUUCAUCCUCAAACACCUUCACAUAUUAGACUCACCAGUUUUGUAACAGCUCAUUGGAAAGAACGACAUGAUCUGGAUUGAAUUUCAGGAUCAAUGAAAAAAGAAAUGCUGUGAUAUUUGCUUUUGUGUUUACGUUCAAUAUUUCAAUUGGCUGAUAUGGGCCUUUUAAGAUAUGCGCCGAUAUGAAAAGGUUUAUUUUACAGGAUAAACAAUGUGCAUUAUGAUUAUAUUUUACAUUGAACAUUUUUUUGUCUUAAUUCAAGUUCUAUAUAUUCUGUCGUAUUUGUGUUUUCUUUCAAUUUAUCUUUAUUUCUUUAAAAAAUAUUGUUUUACUUAAGCUUUAUUGCCAAUUUUAUAUAUAAGUGAUAGUUGUUUACUGCUUGAUAUCGGUAUCGGCAUCGGCCCCUAAAAAAAGCUUAUUCUGUAUAUUAAGAAUCAUGGAGCAGAGGUUGAAAAAUAAAAUCAUGUAACGUGAUCAUUA